Messenger RNA from Bactrocera latifrons, 918 nucleotides. RefSeq lists its product as uncharacterized. NCBI's taxonomy places the organism in Eukaryota, Metazoa, Arthropoda, Insecta, Diptera, Tephritidae. The transcript has 2 exons. The record is from RefSeq and is a predicted model, not a curated record. Bases 107 to 658 code for a protein of 183 amino acids.
UGGUGUAGUGCUGUCAAAAGUGUUGACAAGUCAGUGCGGCGGACUGUUGUUGAAAAGGACAAUAAUAUUAAAUUGAACGGUGAAAAUAAAGCGAGUGUGUCCAAAAAUGUUGCUGAAGCUAGUCUGUGUAAUCGCAUUGACACACACAUUGGUGUCAGCUGCGCCCAAGAAGAAAGCAUCGGAGGAGCACGUUGCUGCGCUAUUUGUUAAGGACACUGGCAAUGGUGAGCUGCGCUUCUUGACCGGCACCAGCAACGUCAACCAGUUGAUCACACAAGGACAGGAUUUUCUGGAACAACUCCGCCCAAAUAGCGGUUCCAAUAAUAUACAACCAAUUUAUAUAGAUUUGAAUGGUGGCGUUCAGACUACAUCACCGACUAUCAGUACUAGUAGUACUGGUAGUGGUGGCAAUGGUGGUGCUAUAGGUGCUGUUGCUACUAAUGCUUCACCAGUUGCGGAUCUAUUACCGCAAAUUGUGGGUCAGGCUGUGGCGGGUGGUAACACAUCUCCAACAACUACUACAACAGCAGGAGGAAGGCGUCGCAUAAUAAGACGUGGCAACAAACGUCGUCAAGGCAAUCGUCGCCGUAAUCGCCGUCGCCCUGCUAAGAGAAAUCAGGGUGCCAAAGUGGUGGUAUUGCGGCCACAACAGGGUUAACUCAAGCUGUAAAACUCAAUUUUAAAGACAAAAAGCGCGUCGUAUAAAUACUCUACAAAAGGAACAAUAAAUUCUAUAAUUUACUAAAAUUGAAAGAAAAUAUUUUAUUAAAAUUCUCUAUCUAAAAUCUAAAAGUUUGGUGCUAGUUGAAAGUGUAACAGCGAAAACUUCAUAUCUUUAAGAAAGUACAUCGCGUUUUCAGUAAUUCGGUAAAAUGAAAAUACGGCGUAAGAAAAAUUAAAUUUUAUUUUUUCACCACA